AUGAGGAACACAGAUGCCUUCUGGAUAUCUGGGCAGAGGAGAACAUUUCUCAACUGCUGGAGAAGGUUCAUAAAAACGCGGAGGUGUUCAAAAAUCUUUAGCGACCGACUGAAGCAACUAGGAUUUAACCGGAGUGUUGAACAGUGUCGUAUAAAGGUGAAGAAACUACGACAACAAUACAUAAAAGUGCGCGACGCGCUGCAGAAGAGCGGCAGCUCCCCAAGUAUCAAAGAGACAUUUAUUUGGUAUGAGGAUCUCGACAGUAUCUUGAACACAAGACCCAUAGUGAGCCCCGUAGAUGUGGUCGAGUCCUAUGCGGAGGAAGAGGUGGAUAAGUCGCCUGAUGAGGGGAGCCUGAGCUCCACUGCCGAUGCCGGGGCUGCUAAGGCGGAUACUAGCCGCAGUUACUCCGCGGAUGCCGAGGACUCUGAUAACAAUGCUGUCGCUGUUUGCUGUUGUUCAUGUAACCAUAGAAACAUCACCUUGUUGCAAUGGUUACUAACUGCUCUGUCUGUAGGUUUCUGGAUGGACAUCGGUCAGCCUAAAGACUUCCUCACAGGGAUGUGUAUGUACCUUCAGUCGCUACGGCAACAAGCUCCUGAGAGGCUACGCACGGGUCCCGGUUUCCUUGGCAACGUUCUUGUGGACCCCACAGCGCAGAUCGGGGAGAACUGCACCAUCGGGCCGAACGUCACCAUCGGUGCGGGGGUGGUGGUGGAGGACGGCGUGAGGAUAAAGCGCUGCACGGUGAUGAAGGGGGCGCGGGUCCGAUCUCACUCCUGGCUGGAGAGCUGCAUCGUUGGGUGGAGCUCCUCUGUGGGCCAGUGGGUUCGUAUGGAGAACGUGACGGUGCUGGGGGAGGAUGUGAUCGUGAACGACGAGCUUUACCUGAACGGUGCCAACGUGCUGCCUCACAAAUCCAUCAACGAGUCGGUCCCAGAGCCGCGGAUCAUCAUGUAGCGGCAGGAGGAAGGGAAGACCAGCGCCUCUCUUUUUAUACGAACUCGACUGACACCCAAACUGUGCCAGAGAGAAGGACGAGGGUGGAGGAAAGAAGAAGAAAGAGGAGGCAAAGGAGAAGAAGGUGUUUUUUCCCCCCCGUUCUGUUUAUAAUUUGGACUAUUUUUAGCCCUGCUUGGCUGCACCGUCCAUCAAUAAGAAACAAUGGCGUACGCACGAUCUUGGACGAUAAUGUCCUGAAUGUUGCCGAGGUUAAAGGUCUUGCGUGAGCACUGCUAUAGAGAGCGGGAAAUUCACACCAAACGCAGAGCGACAUUUCAGUGGUCUGUUUAUUACAAUGGUACGAACCCAAAAUAAGAUAUAUUUACUUAUGGCUAAACUGCAAUAAAAAGAUCCAAAGGUUACUGAAGUAAUUCGAUCAUGACGCCGAACAAAUCCACUCAUAAUCUUGUCUCUGCAUUAUAUUUGUAAGCAAUCGAACCACAGGAAACAUUAGCUCUGCGUUUGAUGUGGACGCUCCAUUAGAGUUAUGGGGCUGAUAUGUUUCUGUCAGAAGGUGGAGGGACUACUGUGAAGUGUAAUCGGGGGGGGAGGGGGUUAGUGAGCGAUAUGAACAUUGCUGUUUUAGAUUCACUCUGCAUUAACAUGUCCUGGGUGAACAGGCAAUGAAGGAUCACACUAAAUGUGUCUCUGCUGUUGCAGCGACUGGAAUCCUAACUGACAUUGAGAUUUCUAAAUGCAGUAUAAGUUAUAGUUGAUCAAUUAUUAUAGUCUUUUUUUAAACUGGGUUAUAUGAGGUACCGAUCCAUAGUCAGUGUAACACCUACAGUACAUGGCAGUAGCAGUUUGGAGAAACAAACACAACAGAGGAAAAAACAAGAGGCCUUCUUAAAUAAAAUCUAUAUCAGUUUUAAGUGAAUGCUUAAAAAUAA
Messenger RNA from Gymnodraco acuticeps, 1892 nucleotides. RefSeq lists its product as uncharacterized. Bases 1 to 960 code for a protein of 319 amino acids. The record is from RefSeq and is a predicted model, not a curated record. Lineage: Eukaryota; Metazoa; Chordata; Actinopteri; Perciformes; Bathydraconidae. Gene Ontology annotation, biological process: cell wall mannoprotein biosynthetic process; GDP-mannose biosynthetic process. The transcript is spliced from 4 exons. Gene Ontology annotation, cellular component: cytoplasm. Gene Ontology annotation, molecular function: mannose-1-phosphate guanylyltransferase (GTP) activity.